Molecule: messenger RNA, 7810 nt
Organism: Rhopilema esculentum
Lineage: Eukaryota; Metazoa; Cnidaria; Scyphozoa; Rhizostomeae; Rhizostomatidae
Product: metabotropic glutamate receptor 3
Biological process (GO): G protein-coupled receptor signaling pathway
Cellular component (GO): membrane
Molecular function (GO): G protein-coupled receptor activity
Source: RefSeq, a predicted model, not a curated record
UUCAUUAUCAAAGAGCACCUUGAAAAAAUUUAGGCUCAUGUAGGAUCUUUGAAGCUGCAAAUUCUAUUUGCACGUUUAAACAAGACCCACAAAAAUGUUCUGUCUCUCGAAAAAGUACGUUCUUCUUCGAUGGAUGAACUGGAAUGUUUAUACGAACAGCGAUCAAUAAUGGCGUUAGGUAUAUUGAAUUAUCCAGAGAGAGCGUAAUCAGUUACACGUUAAGGGACCUUGACUUGAUUAUUAAUUUUCUUUGUCUAUAUUCGGUUUGUAAUUAUCUAGUAUCGGUCUUUUCAUUGAAAAUUUUAAUCUUGGAAUAAUAAAUGAAAGACAUCAUAUAAUUUUUUUGAUGAAGGUUUUGAUGUGAUAUGCUUCCGCUCCUCUGUACUAUUUCAAAUAAAGAUUUUAGCAAUCAGAUAUCUUGCAGGUACAUUUAAUAAGAAAAAAUAUUAUGUAGCGCAAUAAGAUUCCCUAGGCUCAUUCAAAACAUAAUCCUGAAGAACUUUAGUUUUAAUCAAUAUUUGAACUGAUAUCUCAAAUGUUUUUGUUUGUUUGUACAGGUGAUAGAACGUUGGGAAUAUAUCUUUCUGAACGCAAUCAUUAGAGUAAACAAGCUGUAUUGUACAGGCUUUCGCCAUGUUAUAGGUAACUUAACAAGUAUUAGCUUCUUUAUUGGUGUAACAGCCGCAGGACCUGGCUCGCAUGUAUAGCUGAACAAAAUCAAUCCAGUUAAAAUGGAUGUGCUGAAGAUAAUUUUGUUGGUCUUUUUUCUGCUGUGCAACUUUGCUGAGUACGAAUUUUGGGUAUCAAGAAGAAGAGUAAUAAGGCGAAGAGUAAUAAGGAGGAUCAAUUUUGAAUUAUUGAGAUGCAAUCGCUUAAGAAAAACAAGGCUCAUUUCAAAGUUAAAUCAAGGAAAAGAUUAUAUUUCUGGAAAACAGAUUGGGAAUGAAAUUCUUUGUUUGCUCAAUAUUCACGACAGAGAGAAUAAGCUUAACAUCUUGGAUGGCAUGGUGCUGGCUAUCGCGCUGAGGUAUGCAGUUGAGAAGGUGCGAGAGAAGUUACCGGGGGUUUCUUUUACGUACAAAAUCGUCGACCUACGGGGAGAGAGCUCAAAUGCUGUCAACUUAUUAACGACCUUCAAGGAUUUGAAGUUCGCAGCUAUUGUAAGUGCAGCUGAAUUGUCUCAAACAAAUUUCGUUUCGCAAUUAUAUGGCGGUGAGACGUACAAAAUUCCAAUCUUUAACCCGUUGACAUCUAGUAGCGCUUUCAAUAGAGCAGCAGAAACUAAAAGAGUGUUUCAAACCCUUCCGACAGAGGAAAUUGAAGUCAAAGCAAUCAUUGAUAUACUCCUUAGAUUCAAUUGGACAUAUGUUUCAAUCAUUAAUUCCAGAGACAGUUUUAAGCAACGUUGUGUUUACUUGUUUCUCUUAAUGGCAAAACGAAACAAAAUUUGCAUUGGUACACAAAUUACUGUUUCUGAGAACGAUAAUGGCACAAUAUCUAAAGAUUUCAUUAGAAAACUAAAUAGCUACGAGAAAGCAAAUAUUGUUGUGCUUUUUACGCUAUCACAUGUGACAAGAAAGAUUUUGGAAGCAUUUGAAAACAAUACAAAAUUUCAUUUUGUGUCAGAUACGGGUUGGCGCUCCGGCACUUACACUGUCAAGGAAAGUCUAAGCAUUGCAAAGGGCUCGUUAAUACUUCAGUAUUCAGAUGUAUUUGAUGAAGGAUUUGAGCAUUACUUCUUGAAGCAAAAUCUUGCUAACGACAAAAAUAAUAACUUUUGGUUCAAGGAAUUUUGGGAGCAAGUCUUCAGUUGUGAUACAGGUUCCUUUUACGGUAGUGAAUUGCUAAACAGAUCAAAGUGCACUGGAAAUGAGAGACUAAAUGCAAGCUUAGUUGAUAUUAAGCAUGCCAUUGUUAAACCAUUGAUUGUUGCCGUUGAGUCGAUGGCAUGCACAGUCACGUGUAUGAUUGCCAAGGGAACAUGCAGACUUUGUAACAAGUUCAAAGUACAAUUUUACCAAUGCAUUACUGCACAUUUUGAAGAAAACCACGGUAAAUGCAAUUGUCAAAAUCUCAGUGGCCUGUUUCAAUCCCAGUCGGUUUCCAGUCAUUCUUCAAGUACAUUUCAAAUCUUGAACUUUGACGGUCAACAAUACAAAACUGUUGGUACUUGGACUUUAAAUUCAUCGUCUGAAGAAACGUCUCUGAAUCUGAAUACAAGUGAAAUAAACUGGAAAGAUAAUAGAGUACCUCAAGCCUUCUGUUAUCAGCCAUGUAAGGACGGAGAGGUGCCUUAUUUUGGAACCGAUGCCAAUGCUUGCUGUUUUUCAUGCAUGCAAUGCCAUAAAGAUGAGAUAACGCUCAAUGGUACAUGCCUGCCUUGUGGUAAGCAUAAAAAGCCCAGCUAUAACAAAAAAUCAUGUUAUAUAUUACCACUCGUCUAUAUCGAUAAAAGAUUUUAUGAAAUGAUCGCUAUAAGACUUGGGUCAUGUAUUGGACUCGCUAUUAACUCUGCAACGGUUUUUUUGUUUAUUAAAUACAGAGACACAAAGAUUAUUAAAGCAACAAGUAUAGAGCUAAGUAUGAUGAUACUAUUAGCUCUCUAUUUGUGCUUUCUUUCCCCGUGGAUUUUCUUGAUGAGACCAUCUUUGAUAAUAUGCGGGAUGCAAAGGUUUAUUAUUGGCCUAAGCUGCACGGCUUGUUAUACUCCCCUUAUGCUUAAAACAAAUCGAAUAUAUCGCAUAUUCAAAGCUUCAGAAAAGCUGAACACAAAGCCGUUUCUGGUGAGCACGAAGUCUCAAAUAUUAAUCUGCUGUGGUUUCAUAUCUCUCCAGUUGCUUCUUUGUGUUGUAUGGGUGGCUGGUAGUGUCCCAAAGAUUCAGCUUCUGGAUGUAGACUAUAAGAACCAGACAGCAGUCCUGUGUAUGUUCGAAACAAUCAAUAUUGUGUUCAACCUCCUUCCAUGUCUUCUUAUGAUGGCUGCUUGUACUUUGUUUGCUUACAAGACAAGAAACUUCCCUUCCAAUUUCAACGAGGCGUUCAAAACCAGUGUGACAAUGUAUAUAAGCUGUUUUCUUUGGGGAAUCUUUAUUCCGUUGCUUUUCCUUUUCGAAAUGAAAGAUGGAAACGUCUUUCUAAAUGCUAUUCUAAUUUCAUGCUUCAUGAUCGCAAUUGGUAUUGUAACCGUAGUUGGAAUAUUUGGACCGACGCUAGCAAGACUUUUCCUUUCUCCAAGUAAAAACAAGGCAAGCAGCCAGUUUUUUUACUCCGAGAAUGAGCUGAAGUCAGAUACCAAUGUUUCGAGUCGUGACGUAAGCAUUACGCAAGAGGAUUGCCAUGUCUCUAAGCAACAGCUUUGUGAGACCAAAGAAAAUAAAGUUAAAACCAGUAAUUAUCGUCGUAUGGAUGAUGAAAAGAGUGUUGAACUUAAAUGUUGGCCAAGAAGAAGGUUAAGGAGAAGAUCACAAAGCUUCUGAAUUUUCCCAUGGAUGGACCGUAGUCACAAUUUUUGGCAAAAAUAGCUUGAUGAUUAAUAUCAAUAUCAAUUAAUAUCAAAAUUCAAAAGUUGACAACCCCAGGAUUUAAAAACCCUCCCCAAGUUGUUAAUGUUUUCGCUGAAUUUCCCCCCCCCCUCUAUCCCUAUACAAUGUUCAUUACUUCAUUAAAGUUGUUUAUACUUUUAAUGCUAGUAAGAUUCUCACUGACCAAGAAAUGGUGCAAUCUUUUAACAUUGAGCUGCGAUGGAUGUUCCAACAAUUGUGGCAUAUAUUCUAGCUAUGUUUAUUUCGUCGAGUGGGUGUUUAUGGCAAAAGCUUUAAUUUGGUAAAGAGUCUUGAAAAUGAGUUUCAGGCUUAAGACACUACCUUUAGCAACAGUUCAAUAAGAUGAUGACGUCACCACACAAAUUUCUGAUGCGUGUAAAAUUAAUUAAGUUAUAUAUCAUUCGAAUUGUCGUUGAAUGCUGAUUGUAACUAUGUGUUUUUGCUCAAACUGCUACAACAAAGCUGUUAAACUGUUAUAAUGUGUCGGCUUUUAAUGCUCAAUGACGUCAUAAAAAUCUGCAACUUCCGGUCAAAAUUUCAAAAGGUUCUCGGAUUUGGAAUCUACGGAGUAUUUUUAGUCAUAUACGGUUAAAAAAAUUUCGUUAAGGCCGAUAUUCAGAUUGUCUGAGAAAAUUCCCUGCCUACAUGCUUUUGAUCUAUCCUCGUAAAAACCAGAAUUGGCACAGUUGUGAAUUUACACUACACUGGAACAGAGAACAGAGCUUCAUGGAAAUUAGAGACAUGAAUGGCAAGAACAUUGCUGAAACAUGUCGAUUGCGACAAGUAUGCAAAGGGUUUGGUAUUUCCUUUAAGCUAUGUCAUUCGAUUUUCGACAGAUCAUGCAAAAAUUGUCGUAUUAUCCAAAUUUUGUGCAAUGCAUAUAGUUACAAAGUACCAAGUUUAAAACAAAGAAAUUCUUCAAGGGCAAAAUAUCUUGAGUCCAUUCCAGGGGCGCUCUGGCUAGUGUUAGGAAAACGCUUUUUGUUUAAAGGAUGUAGGGAAGUGAUAAUGAAUUAAGUGAUUAAUAAAGUGAAAGAGGAACCAGAACUAACAACUAUAAUUUGCUGCAUUGACAUUGAGUUGGUUUGUCGAGUCAAAUUUACCAAAUCAUCAAAAGGUCUUCUACAUUAUUGAAGCUUAUAUGACUUUCUUACAACCAUGAGACAUCUAGCGUUUAUUCUUGGCUUAAUCAAUUAAGGGUAGCUGUUUCAAAAAUAUGCAUUAUGUCUGUGGAAGCGAGGCGGUGCAAUGAAAUUAUAAUGAUGAAUUUAAACAAGUUUUUUUUAAAACUUGGGCUGAUUUUUGCAACAUCAAUCAAGCGAGAUUUUAUUCAUUAUAUGUACCAAUUGGUUUGUAAAAUGGAGGAAAAACAUAAAUUGGGCUGUUGGAUAAAAGACGAUAGCUGCUCAAAGUAUUAAAGCCUCCCAUUACAUCAUCGUGAAUUCAGGUAAUUAAGCUAACCUUUCAUUCCAUUUUUUUAACCUUCAUCAGAGGAUAUUAAAAACCUAUUUCUGCAAUGGAGCUAAUUUAAUAUCACCUCUUUCAAGGAUCCGCAAAUCUGUUCUUGAUUGCUUUUGUGACGAAGUGAAUGAUUUCGUCUUCUCUCUUGAAACAUCCAUAACAUAGUUGUAAUACAGUUUAUUUUGUUUUUUAUUUUUAAAUCAACUGACAUCCAUAACCAUACACAACAUUGUACAAUGUUUAUCAAAGCUACAAUACAUUUCCCAAAACAAGGAAACCAUCAACCAUUCCAUUGAAAUAAAAACUCUUCAUUUAAUAAAAGUGUGGCAUGGCUAGUCCUACUCCUUCUUUCAAUAGCUCUUUCUAAGAAAUAAUCACCAAAAUUCGAUAAGGAAAAUAAAAGAGAGAUUUUGCAUAUUUGCCUGCCAAAGCUUUUUUCUCCUAAUUACAUUACAUCUUACAAACGAUGCACAACUGCCAUUUCUUUUUUAGUAGGAGUCUUGAAUAAAUGUUGUUUAAAAUUCAAUACAUUGAAUUUUAAAAGUCUUAGGUGUUCAUAAAAGUCUAUUUUCAGGAUUUUUUUAACUUUGACCAUGGAAUACUUCUAGAUAUAUCAAAAUCAGUUAAAUAUGUCUAAAAUCAUUUAAGAGCACUGUUGGCUGGACCUGAGCCCACUUUUCGAAGCUGGAAAAAUGCGUGUUUUAAGGGAAUUGAAUCAGUUUGCAAACCUUAAGUUUUAUUAAAAGCUACGUUGUUUUACUUGCUCUCUUUUGCUCAGGCUAUUGGAGGAAGGAUUCUCUGAUUUUACAUUUCAAUAGGAGUUUUAUGGUCAUCUUCAAGGUUAAAAGUAAAAAAAUUGCAAAAAUCAAUUUAAAAAUCAAUGAAUUAAUUCACACUGUCACACUUUGGAUAUCUCUAAAGGGAUUUUUGGGGUUGGGAAAUUUGAGCCUAUUACAGAGCACGGGUGCAAUUAGCAGGUAGCGCAAAAUCGUAAAGAUAUCAUACUUGAAUACUCUUUCUGACUCUCCGGGACCCUCCUCGAAGUAUUAGCGUCAUGUAAUGGCGAAAGCAGAAAUUUAUAUCCAGUUGCGGAUAAAAGAGAAAGCUUUUUCAAAGCCAUUGCACCUGAAACGCCGAAAAGCCAUCAUCUAACGAAACUUGGAUGAACGUAAAAGCAAUCACCGUAUAGGUACUUCAAAAACCUUGCUAAUAAACUGUACUAACGCAAAAUAAUGUCUUUAUAGAGUUAAACGUUGAUAAUCUUGCUUAUGAAAUGCUAAUGGUAAUACCAUUGACGCCAAACUUUGUGUUGUUCUUCGAUUCUCUACAUCGGUCCAUCAUAAAUUUUCAUCAUAAAGAGCCUAGUUUAAGAUACCUAAAUUCCUUAUUUCUUAUGCAUAGUUUUACUGCACUUUAAGUGAAGUAACGCAUCUAAAUUAUCGAUUGUUUGCAAUGAUGAAAAUAAAGAAAAUUGAAAAGUUUAUCAGUGAAUUUCUCUAGCAGCAUAAGUUUCUACAAUAUUUCCACUUUGUAAAGUAAGUAAACCUUUCUUUGAAAAAAGUAGAGUUACUAUUGGCCAAUGGCUGCGUGGUCCCUGCGCAUUAUUUUGGAAAUUAUUCGUGUAUGCUUUUUCAUAGUGUAAUUUUCUUUACUUUUUCUGCAUUAUCUAUUAUUAGAUUGAAACUGUACUCAACUUCCUCAACAUUUUUACGUUUCCAAUAAUCCUCAGCCAUGCUUCUGAAGCAUUCCGUCCUGAAAUCUCUGAAAUUUCUUAUCUUCUUUCUCUGAGGGGCUACAAUGCCUGCCAAAAGUCUUGGAACACUGACAUCAAUUUCCAAGGUCAAAACCAAUCAUCCCCCUCUCCCCCACGGAACAAUGUUGGUUUACUAUCAAACGGAUUAGGAUUUUAGGAAGCACUUUCCUUUGCGCUUCUUUUAUGAUAUUUCUCUAAAUCAUCAACAUUGUUUGAGGGGGAAGGGGGCGGAAGUAGCAAAUUUUUUUCAUGAAAGGAAUGAAAGAUAUCAAAUGCAGCGUAAAUUGGUGGGUGUUCCAAGUACUUUUGGCAGGCAUUGUAGUCUGCCCUCAGAAUGCACGCUUUGGACUUUUUUCUAAUAAAUUUGCAAAAUGUCGACAGCCAUAAUAAUCAAUUUUGGAAUUUUUGAGUGUUUUCUUCAUGAGCAGAAAGAAAGUGAUGAAAUACCUCAUUUGCACAAAUCAGUUAGAUCUGGUAUAUAAUUCUAAAGUUAUGACAGGGUUAUUGUUACUUUGGACUGAUUCGUUAGUUUUGGAACUAUUCUUCGGAUGCCACUCGGAUCCCAAAAAGACAGAUGCCAUUUGAUGAUCGAUUUCCACUCCAUGUUAUCAAACGUUAUCUCAUUUCUAGAAUAAAUAAACUCACCGUUCAUUUCAAUUCAUUUUCUCUAUUUCUGUAAAGUAAUUCCUUCCCUGUUGGACGAAAAGUUUCUCUUAUCAUACACUGGUGUCCACAUAAAGUCAUCAAAACUGUUAAGUUGUGAAAUUUGUAAGCGGAUUCAUCAUCUUUAUUGUGUACAAAGGACAAGAAAACGCUUUUUGUUGACAAUAUUACGAUUAUUAUCAUUUUAUAAAGAGAAAAGAGUGAACUUAGAGAUUUUAUCUACUGUUUAAUAAAAUCAAAUUAUUUUAUGUUUGAUUAAAUAUUUUGAUGACUUUUAUCAAUAAUUAAUUUCUAAAAAAUUCUUCCUAUCACUGUUUUUAUUGUUUUGUUAUAUUGAAUAAUAAUGUCAUAAUCCAAUGUUUGUGUUUUGAUGUUUUGAUGAAUAGCUUGA